GAUCCCUGCCUCUUCCAUGGUCCAUUAGGAUGAAAAUUGCACUGGGAGCUGCAAAAGGUCUUGCUUUUCUUCAUGAGGAAGCAGAACGACCAGUAAUAUAUCGGGAUUUCAAGACUUCCAAUAUACUAUUGGAUUCGGACUACAAUGCCAAGCUCUCUGACUUUGGACUCGCAAAAGAUGGUCCUGAGGGUGAUAAAACCCAUGUCUCCACUCGAGUGAUGGGAACCUAUGGUUAUGCAGCACCAGAGUAUGUCAUGACAGGACAUCUUACGUCAAGAAGUGAUGUGUAUAGUUUCGGAGUAGUACUACUUGAGAUGUUGACUGGCAGAAGAUCUAUGGACAAAAACCGACCCAAUGGCGAACAUAACCUCGUGGAAUGGGCUAGACCGCAUCUAGGAGAGAAAAGAAGGUUCUACCGGUUAAUAGACCCUCGCUUGGAGGGUCACUUCUCCAUAAAAGGAGCUCAGAAAGCAGCUAGUUUGGCUGCACAUUGCCUUAGUAGAGAUCCAAAGGCAAGGCCUCUCAUGAGUGAAGUCGUAGAAGCUUUAAAGCCUCUGCCAAACCUCAAGGACAUGGCUAGUUCAUCAUAUUAUUUCCAGACAAUUCAAGCCGACCGGUUCAGUGCAAGCCCGAAUACUAGAAACGGACGAACACAAGGCGCAUUACUGACGCGGAACGGGCAGCAUCCGAGGAGCCUUUCGAUACCACAUGGUACACAUGCAUCUCCAUAUCACCAUCAGUUUCCCCAACAAUCACCAAAACCAAAUGGAAAGGCACAGAGUUGAUGAAAUUUUCCAUUUUCUUUGCUACCCUUCUUCGUUUCAUUAUUUCUAAGUAUAGAUGUCAGUUCAGUCAAUCAAGCCAUUUGUUCAUGGAAAACUUGAGAGCAAAAGAAGCAUCUUUUGUUUUAUAAUGUGUUAUGAAGAAGAAUGUAAGGGAAGGUGAAUCUUAUUGAGCAACUUUGUCCUGUCAAAAUUGUCAACCUAUGUGUUUCUUCAGGUUGUUUGGAAAAUAUUCAAGAUUAUUAUUAGCACCUCAAAUUUA
Messenger RNA from Arachis duranensis, 1044 nucleotides. RefSeq names its product serine/threonine-protein kinase PBL34. The record is from RefSeq and is a predicted model, not a curated record. Gene Ontology annotation, biological process: protein phosphorylation. Lineage: Eukaryota; Viridiplantae; Streptophyta; Magnoliopsida; Fabales; Fabaceae. Gene Ontology annotation, molecular function: ATP binding; protein kinase activity.